This is a messenger RNA of Stylophora pistillata, 1514 nucleotides long. Its product is annotated as chitin deacetylase 7. Gene Ontology annotation, molecular function: hydrolase activity, acting on carbon-nitrogen (but not peptide) bonds. The record is from RefSeq and is a predicted model, not a curated record. Gene Ontology annotation, biological process: carbohydrate metabolic process. NCBI's taxonomy places the organism in Eukaryota, Metazoa, Cnidaria, Anthozoa, Scleractinia, Pocilloporidae.
ACAUUGCAAGAAAACUUCGGGAUAUCUGCUCCACUCCAACACAGGGAAAGCUAACAGCCAUGAAUCUUCAAUAUUUCCUGUGGCUUUUCUCGAUAUUCAUAGUUCAGCAGACUAGAGGUCAGUUCGAACCGGCGCAGCAUUGCGAUCCUAACAAAUGCCUACCUCCAGACUGCCGAUGCAGCGAAGAUCGCAGUCCUCCGGGAGGAUUGCCUCCUGAGAAAACACCGCAAAUUAUCAUGGUCACUUUCGAUGAUGAUUUCGAAAAACGAUCUUUCGACUUAUACAAUGAACUCUUCGACGAACUACGUAAUCCUAACAACUGCUCUGCUAUGGGAACCUUGUUCAUUUGUCAAAACUACACGGAUUAUUUCUUAGUGGAAACUGCAUAUUCCAUGGGGUACGAGAUUGCCGAUCACACCGUAACACAUCAGGAGCCCACCACGUACUGGGAACGAGCAAAUUUCACGGAAUGGAAGAACGAAAUUGAUGGAGAAAAAGAGAUUUUGCAUCGAUUUGCCAACAUACCUUACGAUGAAGUUAUUGGAUUUCGAGCACCGUUCCUGAUGUUUACAGAAAACAUGUUCAAGGCAUUGUACACGAGUAAAUUUGGUAAAUUCACUUAUGACCUUUCUUGGCCAGCAAACGUCAUAUUUGAUGGAAAGGGUCCCAUGUACCCCUAUACUUUGGACUACUUGUCAAGUCAGACCUGUCCCACUAUUGAUGAACCGUGUCCCAAGUUGUCCUACCCAGGACUGUGGGAGGUGCCUAACGUCAACCUUAUGAACAAAGACCACUCGACAUGUGCAUCAAUGAUGGAUGGUUGCGAUCCUUCUGGAAAUUACACAGUCUGGUUAGAGAUUUUGACGAGAAACUUCCAUUACCACUACGACACAAACAGAGCACCCUUUGGAAUGCACAUGCACCCAACGUUUUUCCUUACAACACCCGAUCACAUGAAAGCAGCUAAACAAUUUCUCAAAUAUGCUCUGGAUUUAGAAGAUGUUUGGAUCUUAACGCCGUCUCAGAUCGUUGCUUGGAUGAAAGAUCCCCAAGAUGUUGAACAGGCGAAGACUUUCGCGCCCUGGCAGUGUCCGAGCCGCCCAAAGCCACGCUGUACUGAGGAAACAGCCCAUAAUUGUCAUUACACUGAGCCUGGAGAUUUCUACAUGCGCACGUGCACUCCGUGUCCGCCCCAUUUCCCAUCGCCUACUGAUCCAGAUGGCAAUUAACUCUUUAAGUCCCAUGAUCUGAUUGAUAAUUCUCUGUUUUAGCUGCAAUAAAUCUAUCGUAAAUUUAUUGAUAAAAUUCUUUAUUAGAUUAAAAAAUGUCUGAGGCAUUUCUCAUAACCUACUGAUCCAGAUGAAUGGCAAUUUUUGUAUGAAUUUGCAGUUGCAAUUGAUUGUCAAUGGUCUAGAGCAAUCGGUAUCUCCCACUGAAGUUAAUACGAACUCACUGGAAUGUUCAGAUAAAAAGUGUAGUUAUUGAAUAAGAAAUAAAGGAUGAAAAUACAGCCG